Molecule: messenger RNA, 1291 nt
Organism: Toxorhynchites rutilus septentrionalis
Lineage: Eukaryota; Metazoa; Arthropoda; Insecta; Diptera; Culicidae
Gene: Rae1
Product: protein Rae1
Exons: 3
Coding region: 165-1211 (348 amino acids)
Biological process (GO): transcription-dependent tethering of RNA polymerase II gene DNA at nuclear periphery; RNA export from nucleus
Cellular component (GO): nuclear pore
Molecular function (GO): ubiquitin binding; RNA binding
Source: RefSeq, a predicted model, not a curated record
CACCGUUUAGAUACUGUCAAACUGUUGUGCCAUCAAAACAAAACCCGACCGCAAAUUUUUCGCAGAGUGCGUCUUAACGAUUUUAAUUUUUUUCUGAGCGCUUUCUUGUUGUUUCUAAUUUUACCAUAUUUCGGGACUUUCUCCCCUCAGAUACGCAGAUCGAUAUGUUUGGCGCAACUACGGCCCCCCAAAAUCCGAUGAAGGAUUUCGAGGUGACCUCCCCGCCGGACGAUACCGUUUCGGCGAUGGAAUUCAGUCCGGCUACGCUGCAGCAGAAUUUUCUAAUCGCCGGCAGCUGGGAUUGUAGCGUGCGCUGCUGGGAGGUGGAACAGAGUGGUAAAACGGUGGGAAAAUCGAUUAAAACCAUGGGUGGCCCGGUGCUGGAUGUUUGCUGGGCAGACGACGGGAGCAAGGUUUUCAUCGCGUCCGCUGAUAAGCAGGUGAAAUGCUGGGAUCUAGCUUCCGAUCAGAUUGUCCAAGUGGCCCAGCAUGAGGCUCCCAUCAAAACAUGCCACUGGGUCAAGGGAACCAAUUACACUUGUCUGAUGACGGGCUCGUGGGAUAAGACGCUUAAAUUCUGGGACACCCGGACGCCACAGCCCAUGAUGUCGAUUCAGCUCCCAGAGCGAUGCUAUUGCGCUGAUGUGGACUAUCCGAUGGCCGUCGUUGGAACGGCUGGCCGACAUGUGUUGAUAUACUCACUGGAAAACAAACCAACCCAAUUUAAGCAACAGGAAAGUCCGCUCAAAUAUCAGCACCGAACCGUUUCAAUUUUCCGCGAUAAGAAAAAGUCCCCAACAGGAUAUGCGCUGGGUUCGAUUGAGGGUCGUGUGGCAAUUCAGUACGUCAAUCCACUCAAUCCGAAGGAUAAUUUCACCUUCAAAUGCCACCGUUCGAAUGGUGCCACUGGAUAUCAGGAUAUAUACGCAGUGAAUGACAUUGCUUUCCACCCGGUGCAUGGAACACUCGCAACCGUUGGAUCGGAUGGAACAUUCAGCUUCUGGGAUAAAGAUGCCCGGACAAAGCUAAAAUCUUCGGAUCCGAUGGAUCAAUCUAUCACCAAGUGUUGCUUCAACGCAAAUGGACAGAUCUUCGCAUAUACCGUUGGAUAUGAUUGGUCGAAAGGACACGAAUACAACAAUCCCCAAAAGAAAACAUACAUUUUCCUGCGAUCCUGCUACGAAGAGUUGAAACCACGGGCCACCAACUAAGUUUCCAAAAUACUUGAUCCCGGAUAGUAACUACCACCACAAGUAUAUAACCAAUAAAAACAAUUUAAACACUGUUUAGC